Mytilus trossulus (common blue mussel) is the source of this 792-nucleotide messenger RNA. RefSeq lists its product as uncharacterized. The coding region runs from base 1 to 792 and encodes 263 amino acids. NCBI's taxonomy places the organism in Eukaryota, Metazoa, Mollusca, Bivalvia, Mytilida, Mytilidae. Gene Ontology annotation, molecular function: RNA-DNA hybrid ribonuclease activity; nucleic acid binding. The transcript has a single exon. The record is from RefSeq and is a predicted model, not a curated record.
AUGAGCAUGCUUGAAGAAGAGUACCCUUCAGAAACCUGGGUUAGAGUAUAUCCAGAUUGGUCAGCCACCAAUGCAACAACAAAAAGAGGGACUGGUAUAUACAUUAAAUACCCCAAUGGAGAUCAACAAUCAGAGGCAAAACCAACAGGCCUAAAUUGUUUAAACUACAAAGCUGAAGAAGAAGCCCCUGCUCAUGCAUACUCCAUCAAAAACAAAAUCGAUAAUACAGCUCAAGUAGUAUUCCUGACUGAUGCCCUCUCUGUUUUACAAGCUUUCAAGAACGACAAGCUACCUCAACUCCAACAAGCUUUAUACAACAUCAACAGUAUGACAACAGUAAUUCAGAGGAUCCCUUCACACUGUGGAGUUGGGGGUAAUGAACAAGCCGAUACAUUAGUAAAGGAUGGUGCUGAACAACAACAGAAAGACAGUCCAGCCUACUUCACUGAGAUGAGGACUAUCAUCAAAUCUCUGUUCAACUCUCCACAGCAACAAGAGAGUUACCAUCAGCUCAAAAGAUCUGAACAAACCACCAUAUUUAGAUUGAGGACAGGACACAACAGACUCAACCAACAUCUACACAAAGCCAUGAAAGUUGUUCCAUCUCCAAUGCGUACUUGUGGAGAAGCAGAGCAGGAUACGUCACACCUCGUACAGUCAUGCAAUAUCCAUCAGGCAUUGAGAGAGAAGAUAUGUCAUUCAGAAACAACAAUCAAAGAGAUUUGUGACGUUACGCACGGUAUUGGUGCCACUAAGCGUUACACGACGUUCCUAAUAAAACGACGAUUUUGA